Pseudonaja textilis is the source of this 1965-nucleotide messenger RNA. The record is from RefSeq and is a predicted model, not a curated record. NCBI's taxonomy places the organism in Eukaryota, Metazoa, Chordata, Lepidosauria, Squamata, Elapidae.
AUGAAGCUCGACUUUUUGGAAACUAAUGAUGAGAAAAUGGCGGCAACAGUGUCUUGUUCUUCCCUGAGCUCAUUUAUUCAUUUAACAAUUUCCCUCCAGAAGUUUCAACAGAAGGCUCAGAAACAAACUAAGCAGAAGAAAUCUAAGUCGUCUGACUUUCUGAUGCAAAAGAUAAGAAAGUUUCAAUUGAAGUCUCUGAAAAAUCCAGCUUUUAACAUCAACAAUACUGAUAUUUCAGCACAUCAGACUUACAAGGUGGGACUUAUUAGAUAUGACAAGCUGACUUGCAGUCUUGCAGCUCACCCACAAAAACUCAGGUUGCAAGCCCAAGCUGAACCAAGAGGAAAUGAAUGCAGCAGAAAUUACUUUGACCCUCUGAUGGAUGAGGAAAUAAACCCAAGGCAGUGUGGAAUAGAGGUCAGCAAAGAGGGUGAGGCAGAAUUAAAUGAGUUAUUCCUGCAUGACAAACUGAUGUGGCUUAUAAAUAAAGGCAGGGGAAGGGCUGGUGUCACAUGGACAAUGAUUAUGCCCUCAGCACAAAUGAAAGUUGAAGAGAUAAAAGGUGAAGAUACUUUGGAUUCUAUGUGCUUUGUCAACAGUAUUAAGACCUCUGGUCUUUGUGAUGAAGUUGAAGAUGAAGACAUUCUCCCUUACAUCGAACAGUUUGAGAAAGAGGUUCACAAUGAAGUUAUUCUUCUGGGCAACCUUCCAUGCAAACAGGAUUUAAAAUAUGAAGGUAUUUUCCAAGAUGGAAAGUUCAGUAGAAAAUUUUCUGAAGUAUUGCAAAGCAAGCCAGAAAAUCAGGUGUUGGAAACUGCCUCAAAUGGCUGGAAAAUGAGGGCUGCAGCCAAACUUCGUAACCUUGCAGGAGUGAGUCACAAUUCAAAUGGAACAGCUGUUCCUUGCUGGAAGGUUAACCGCACUAAAAAAUCUCAAUUUACUGAUAUCCAUCUAAAAUGCUUGAGGGGUAUCAAAGACAAAGUGCCACAAGGUAGUUACAGUCUCAAGGUUUCCAUUUGUAAACAACUUAAUGGAAAAUUUCUUGCAUGCUCCAAAGUGGAUGGACAACAAUUGACUGGAAAGUCACUGCCUGUGAGACAUAAUGGGAACUUCUAUGACGUGGAGAUCUCUUUUGGACAAAGCAUAUACACAGAUGUUCCAGUUAGAAAGAAUGGGAAGCCUGGAGAAAUACUUCUUUUUGAGCUGUUUCUUCUCCAAGGAACUUCUGGCAGAGUUGUGGGCUGGGGAGUUUUUCCUUUAUGUAAUAAUAAUUUGGAAAUCGUGGAUGGGAAGUUCAAGUGUCCUCUUCUCAGAGGUCAUUAUGAUUCCAGAAUUGAUAGAUUCCAAAAAAUUGAAAAGUUGAUUUCUUCUGAUUUGGAUCACUGGCUAUGCAAUCUUUAUUUUCAGAUAAUUAAACUUCCAUGGUAUUCAAAUGAAGAGUAUAAAUAUGAAGUGGGCCUUCAGCCGUCUUCAAAAAUUCUUCAGUAUUCAAGUACUGCUGAGAAGGAUGGGAUUUCAAAGGAAAUCAUAGGGCAACCUCUGACCCCUCGGAGAGAUUCUGACACUCAUAAGGGAAGUAUUCCCAGUGCUGAAAAGGAAGUGAGGAAGCGGUUUAACACGAUGAAGAAGAAUGAUCCAAAUGAUGUGGUUGUGCAAAGCGGUUCUAAGAUCAGACUAGAUGCUGAUGAUGGAGUAUUACGGUCUUAUCAGGAGGAAUUGGAGAAACAUAGAUUCUCUGUAUGCUGUCACCCUGCUGUUGAUGCAAACAUGUCCUCAAGACUCGCCAAGCAUUUCUACUUCGGAGCAUAUGAUGCCUUUUUUGAACUUGGAAGAGGACAAUGGUAUUCCUGGGAUUUCUGGACCAGUGUGCUGCUAAUCUCUUUCCUUUGGUUUAUCCGUCUUUAUCUGCAUUAUUUUAGUCAAUGGAUCUUACUCCACGUUUUUGCAGUUCCUGUCACAAAGUAA